This is a messenger RNA of Labeo rohita (rohu), 6818 nucleotides long. It is a transcript of the gene erbin, whose product is annotated as erbb2 interacting protein. Bases 425 to 4573 code for a protein of 1382 amino acids. Lineage: Eukaryota; Metazoa; Chordata; Actinopteri; Cypriniformes; Cyprinidae. Gene Ontology annotation, cellular component: adherens junction; postsynaptic density; postsynaptic membrane. The record is from RefSeq and is a predicted model, not a curated record. Gene Ontology annotation, molecular function: protein binding. The transcript is spliced from 26 exons. Gene Ontology annotation, biological process: neurotransmitter receptor transport, endosome to postsynaptic membrane; neurotransmitter receptor transport postsynaptic membrane to endosome.
ACUGUCCAGUGCUCGAGCGCUGCUUCACUGCUCCAUCACUUCAUUGACUGCUCCUCCGCGUCUCAAUGUAAAUUCAUGAUCUCGGCGACCGUUUCGGUCGCCCUUUCUAGUACACGAACUCUGUUUUGUAACUCCCUCGUCUCGUCGAAACACCUUUGUUUUUUAUCAGCCAGAAAACUUCCAAGCAGCCGUGGGCAACUUUUCGUCGCGCUCUGAGGUGAAGAAUGCAUUAGCUCGCUCUGCUAGCAGCAGCUUUCUUCGUCUUUCCAGCAUCUAGCGCUGCAUUUCAGGGGGGGUUUGUAAUGUUUUUCCGUGUCUCCAGUCGUGAACUAACCCACAUGGAUUAACUGGAUGGUUUCUAUCCCUCGUAAAUGAAAGGAAAAUAACGGAAAGAUUCAGUAUAAGUGCCUGAGCUGUGGUGAGGAUGAGCAGCAAGCGGAGUUUGUUUGUGCGGCUGGUGCCGUGCCGCUGCCUGCGGGGCGAGGAGGAGACCGUCACCUCGCUGGACUACUCGCAUUGCAGCCUGGAGCAGGUCCCGAAAGAGAUCUUCAGCUUCGAGAAGACCCUAGAGGAGCUCUACCUCGACGCCAACCAGAUCGAGGAGCUGCCCAAACAACUUUUCAACUGCCAGUUGCUCUACCGAUUGAGUCUACCGGACAACGAUCUAACGGUGUUGCCACCGGGCAUCGCAAACCUCAUCAAUCUCAGGGAGCUCGACGUCAGCAAGAACAGCAUCCAGGAGUUUCCUGAAAAUAUCAAGAACUGUAAAGUCCUGGCCAUCGUAGAAGCCAGUGUGAACCCUAUAUCAAAACUCCCAGAAGGCUUCACGCAGCUCCUCAGCCUGACCCAGCUCUACCUGAACGACGCCUUCCUAGAGUUUCUGCCAGCCAGUUUCGGCAGACUAACCAAGCUGCAGAUCCUGGAGCUGCGGGAGAACCAGUUAAAGAUGUUGCCAAAGAGCAUGCAUAAGCUCACACAGCUGGAGCGCUUGGAUCUGGGCAGUAAUGAGUUCACUGAAGUGCCUGAAGUGUUGGAACAGCUUACAGGAAUCAGAGAGCUGUGGAUGGAUGGAAAUAAGCUGACCUUUUUACCCGGGAUGAUCGGGGCCCUGAAGCAACUCUGUUACCUGGACGUGUCCAAAAACAAUUUGGAGAUGGUUGACGAGCAGAUAUCUGGCUGUGAAAACCUGCAGGAUCUUCUGCUGUCCAACAACGCUUUGACGCAGCUGCCAGGGUCUAUAGGCUCACUGAAACGACUGACCACUCUGAAAGUGGAUGAUAACCAGCUCAUGUACCUGCCUGACACGAUUGGCGGACUCACGACUCUGGAUGAGCUCGACUGCAGCUUCAAUGAGAUCGAGGCGCUGCCGUCCACCGUCGGCCAGUGUGUAAACCUGCGUACGCUUGCGGCAGAUCACAACCUGCUCACACAGAUGCCUCCCGAGAUGGGCAGUUUGAAGAACGUCACCGUCCUCUUCCUGCACUCAAACAAGCUGGAGACUCUGCCGGAGGAGAUGGGCGACAUGCAGAAACUCAAGGUCAUCAAUCUCAGCGACAACAAGUUGAAGAAUCUUCCGUACAGCUUCACUAAACUCAACCAGAUGACCGCGAUGUGGCUGUCUGAAAACCAGUCGAAGCCUCUCAUUCCCCUGCAGAAGGAGGAGGAUCCGGAGACGCACAAGACUGUACUCACCAACUACAUGUUUCCUCAACAGACCCGAACGGAGGACUAUGUGCCCAACUCAGACAGCGAGAGCUUUAACCCGUCUCUAUGGGAGGAGCAGCGUAAGCAGCGGGCGCAAGUGGCGUUCGAGUGUGACGAGGACAAGGAUGAGAGAGAAACGCCCCCGCGGGAGGGCAAUCUAAAGCGAUACCCCACGCCGUAUCCUGAUGAACUGAAGAACAUGGUGAAAACAGCUCAGUCCGUGGCUCACAGACUCAAAGAGGACGAGUCCGGUGACGAGGCAGGAAAAGAGACCAGGACCAGCGAGAGGAACCAUAUCGGAGUGCAGGAUGUUGGAGUGAAGGUGAUUGAAAGUCCCUGCACUAAUGGCAAAGCUGUUGAUAUGGAGCCUAAAGCGACAAUGAACAGUCAUCAAAAUUAUGAGCCAAUAGAUGAAUUAGACAACCACAGCACUGAAAGGAUCCCUCUCAAGACCUCAGACAACAUGAGAACGAUGGUGAACCAUGAUGACACCCUUGAGGACUCCGAGGAGCUGUCAUCCGAGGAGGAGGAAAUGAAGAUAGCUGAGAUGAGACCUCCACUCAUUGAAAUUUCCAUUAACCAGCCUAAAGUAGUGGCCCUCAGCAAGGACAAAAAAGAUGAUGGAAAGGAUGCUGACUCUUUGCUGGAUGAAACAGUGGCCAACAGUAACCAGAACAACAGCAACUGCUCUUCACCCUCACGCAUGUCUGAUUCAGUGUCCUUGACCACAGACAGCAGUCAGGACAACUCUCUCUGCACCCCAGAGAGAGAGUCAAAGAUGCCACUCGUCCCCAAGAAUGGACAAAAGGAUGAAAACCUCAACCAGCUUAAGCAGAUGACCCCUCUACUUCAAAACUGUAACGGGUCUGAGACAUCCCUACAGACCAUCCUGAAGAACCAGCAGAGCUACGAAAGCAAGUCAGACCAGAUGGCCGACUACAGCCUCUCCAUGGAGGAGAGGCUUGCCCUCAUUGAAAAGGGCAUAAACAAUGGCGUGGCAGAGCAGUACACCAAGUGGGAUCAGAUCAACAUGAACGUGGCCAAACUCCCACCUGACAACAUGGUGUCGUAUGAAGACCUGGAAAGAACCAAAAGUUCCUCAGCUAAGGAGUCCAUGUCAAGCAACAACAAUGCCAUGGUGUCACUCGAGAACCUUGAGAAUGGCAAUCGGAUUCAGAAAACCCACUCUGGAGAGAAUUUCAAUGGCCGGACGGAUCAGGUUCCCUUGCGGUACGAGUCUACGAGGACCGUCUCGACAGGUGUAACGGCCUUGAGCGACAUGAGUCUUUCUCGUAGUACGGAGGAGUUAUCACCAGAGAAGAAAUGUCCACCGGCCCCAGUGGUGAAAUCUCAGAGCAUUGCCAACAUGGACGGUGGAGGGAUGAAGCUGUACUCCAUUGAGGGAGAAAGCCCGCCGUACGAAGUGGCAUGUGCAACCAGAACGUCCGUAAGUGGCGCUCAAGGCCAGAGCAUCGUCCGCUCCAAAUCCGCCUCCUUGCUCAAUGACCAGCCGUUGCAGAUCUACCCUGGUUCAUCUGCAUCAUCCUCUGACCUCUUAACCAGCUCCAAACCUCAGAUUAGCAGCACCCGCUACCCCACUGGCCCCCCACCGCAGUACAACAUCCAGUACGCCAGUAGCACUGUGCCCAAAGAUAACUUGUGGAGCCAACGUACCCCUGUACCACCCGAGCAGCCCUACCUGCCACCGCAGCACUCCCUUGCCAACACCAACUACUCCAACCGCAACAACGCCCCCCCAUAUCCCCAGCCCCAACAACGUGGCCCGCCCAAGACCCCGGACAUGUGGGCCAAGGAAAGGAUGCUGCCACCUGUUGGUCAGCGGGGCACCUUGCAGAGACAAGGUAGUGGAUCCUCUGGCACCAGCAUGUGCAUGCCGGACCCACGUCGUAUGCCAGGAAUGGAAGGAGAUUACAUGACCUACCGGGACAUUCAUGCAGCAGGCCGUGGGCCACUACAGAUGAGCCAGGCUCUCCACAGACCAUUGUCGGCCCGCACAUACAGCAUGGAUGGACCUAAUGCCCCCCGGCCACAGAGUGCCCGUCCCCCACCUCACGAGCUUCCAGAGAGGACCAUGUCCGUCAGCGACUUCAACUACCAGCACGGCAGCCCCAGCAAGAGACCCAGCAUGAGGGUGAAAUCGGAGCAUUCGUUGCUGGACGGGCCAGUCAGUGGAGGUGGCAGAGUUCCAGCAGACUGGAGGGAUCAGGUCAUGAGACACAUCGAAGCCAAGAAGAUGGAGAAGAGCGCUCUCUCUCGGUCUUUGGCCACUCUCACUGGCAGUCAGAGCUCUCUGGCCUUUAGCGCUGUAGACGGAUGGCAGAUUGGAGCCCAUGGGCCCAGCGAUGAUGUCUUCAGUCCUCACGGACAACAGGGCUACCAUAUCGACACUCUUAGAAAAGUGCCUUUGAUGAACGGCCAAAUGUGUCCUCCUGUGAGAUCUCCCAUGAGCUGCGGUCAGCCACCGAUGGCGCGUCACCCCUCACGAGAGCAGCUCAUCGAUUAUCUGAUGCUUAAAGUGUCCCAGCAGCCCCCGGGCCCUCCACGGGUCCCACACGAGACCCUGCAGCAGGAGCUCCAUGUGAAGAUUGAGAAGAAUCCUGAGCUGGGUUUCAGUAUAUCAGGAGGAGUGGGUGGACGUGGGAAUCCCUUCCGCCCAGACGACAACGGCAUCUUCGUGACGAGGGUUCAAUCAGAGGGACCUGCUUCAAAACUCCUUCAACCUGGAGACAAAAUCAUCCAGGCAAACGGAUACAACUUUGUUAACAUCGAUCAUGGGAACGCAGUAUCCCUCCUGAAGACGUUCCCCAACACCGUCGACCUGAUCAUCAUCCGAGAGCUGGCCGCAUAACAUGAAACCGAACGAGCACCGUCUUAUUUUUGUAUCGAGAGGAGCCAGUGCUAUAUAUAGUUAAUCUGAACGGGACGAUGCUUGACCGUCGGUGAAGAGGGGCGAAACCACUGACUCCAGUGGACGACAGAAGCAUGCGCCUUCACUGUGGGAUAGUCUGUUGGCGCAGUCCAACCGAUACCUGUGCUUUUUUUUUGUACAAAUAGUUUCUUUUUCUUUUUUUUAAGACUUCACCUGGGUGUAGAGCUCUUGUGGGACAUUAGCUGUAGCUGAGCGUUCGAGGGCAGGGCUCUCUGUCACAACUCACUUGUUUUUUUAUUGUUUUAAAGAGAUUUUUAAACCACUUUUAUGACCUGUGUGAGAUUCUGAGCUAGAAGACGAUGCUACGUGCUAACUGUGGUAAUGAAUGUAGAACUGGGAUGAGCUAAACCGAACUGGAUGUGAAAUCUAUUGGCCUGGUGGUCACCGUUUGUCCCUCAAUCUUGGAUGAAAAACUCAUUUCGCUCUUCUAGUCUUCACAACUUGAUCAGAUUCCUGCAACUUUUCCUUCAACGUCCGCGAGUCUCUUCCUACAAACUUCAGCCCACCAGUAAGGAUGUGCCGAAAUGCUCCCUGCACGUGAAACUUGGACGGGAAAGCGAUGAGGAACUUCCAUGAUGAUUUUGAAAGCGAAAAGUUUUGCGAAAAGACAGAAAGUGGUUCUUAACCAAAGCGUAUUGGGACACUGGCGGCAUGAAACUGCUCAUCUUUCUUCUGCAACCGAUUCCGAUGCCACCGAACUAACCCGAAGCGCUCGCGUGUGAAUUUUCUUCUUUUAAUUUCGUUUUGGAGUUCACGAGAACGGUUUUCUAUUCUGUGAAGAAGAUUGUAGACGUGAUAUUUUAUUCUCUUACGAAAGCGUUCUAACAUUUGACUAACGGUGCAGUCACGGACGUUUGCGGUUGACGGCUUCGAGAAACGACAUGACAAGUGCCAUAGACCCUGAACUGUCCGAAAUGGGUUCGACCCAGAGCAAUACUCAUUCAGAUCCACGCCGCACAUUCGGAGGCCUUACCGGGCUGACGUAUGAGAAAGUGGGCGAAAGAGCAAUAGAAAGUCCUUUAUUCCAUUCGCAGGAUGCAGUUGCGUUUUUUUACAAGUAACGAAUCCCAUUUAGUAUUUCUCAAUUGAAGAGCAUUUUAUAUUAUAAAUCUUUUAAAGACUAAAACAUAGGAAAUGGCAUUUCAGAUUUUUUUGUAAAAAAAAAAGUUCGUAAAUGUGCGAAUGAAUGUCCCGUCACGUCACAUUAUAGCGAUUGCACUGCUGUUUCCAAACACCCCAUUGAAUGUGGAUGCAUCGACUUCUUCAAUAGCAAAGAGAUUUGGAAAUCUACGAAGCUUCGUAAAAAGUAGUCACGACAAAAGGCCAUGAAAGAUUUUGCCACGUCUGCGUAUGAGGUGAACGACCUACUGUGGAUUGUAGUACUGUGUGUAUUAUUUGCAUGAAAUUCCUCCUUUUGAUCAUUCUUCGCUGUAUUUUUCGGUGGACUGGAGUGCUAAAUGAAUCAAAGUAAUCGAAUUAACAUACUGAUAAUGUAACGAAUCCACAAUUAAAUGUGAGUGUUCACCAAUUUAACGACAACUCAAAAAAAUGUAUUCGUAGUUGAAUUCAGAUUUGUUUUUUGCGCAUUUUAAUUCGCAUUGACCCCCUCAAAGUAUGUUAAAAUAAGCGUCGAGUCAACUUUAUGAAUUGGAAAAGCGUUUGUUUUUAAAAAAGAAAUUUAAAGUACGCCCUCCAACUUUGCUGUGAACGAUUCAUUCAACACGAUGUUUUUGUGAACACUGUUACUUCUGUUUUGUCACCGAUCAGUCUAGCGUAGAAUCCUUGACUGUCACUUUUUUAUUUUGUCUGCGAAGACAUUGUAAAAACGUAAUAACGAACAGUGACUAAAAACAACUGGUGUUUUUUUUAUCGUCCCACCUUUUAUUUAUUUAGUACACUUUACUUUAGAUUACUAAUCAAAAUGUAAAUACUUUUUUAAAAGGUUUAUGAUUUGUUCAUGGCAUUAGUGAUUGCGUUUUUAAAACCAGCAAUAAUUUGCAUCACAGACGCAGCCCUUUUAAUGUAUAGCUAUGUCAAAGGUUUCUCCGCAAGCAGCUACUAUUACGAUGAUUGGUAUGCAUUUAUUCAACAUUCCAGAUUUUGUAAAUAAAUGGACUUUCCAUGGUGUCCUGUGGAAAGAAUAAAUCAACUAAUGCUCUUUCAA